UUGUGAGUCUCUGUGAAUCAUAUAUCAAGUCAAUAGAUUCGAUUCUUUUCUUGUGUUGUUGUUAAAAAGAAAUCUGCUAUUAAAAAACGGAUCACGGUACGUGGAUAUCUGGAUAUCUAGUGGGGAGUGCAGAAAAAUUAAUGAAUAUACAGGUACACAUAAAAACGUCCUCCCGCACACCACCAACGCGACGCUGUUGAAAACUCUGCAACAGUUCGAAAAAAAGAAAAGUGAAGAAGUACCCAACGGAGAGUGAGAGCAUCAUAUAGUAGUGGUUGCUUGAGAUGUCGUCGUCGUUAUCAACAUCGGCCGAAAAUGUCUCUCUAGGAGCUGGUUGUGGCGGAACUGCCAGUGGCGAUAACUCGCAGGAUGGUGGUGGUUCCAGCAUGUGCCUUGAGUUGGCAUUGGAGGGCGAACGCUUGUGCAAGGCUGGCGACUGUCGGGCUGGUGUGGCAUUUUUUCUGGCCGCCAUUCGGGCAGGUACUGAUGACCUUCGGACUUUAAGUGCGAUUUAUUCACAACUGGGCAACGCCUACUUCUAUUUGGGCGACUAUUCAAAGGCCAUGCAGUACCAUAAAUUAGAUUUGACCCUGGCCCGGUCGAUGAACGAUAAAUUGGGAGAGGCCAAAUCGUCCGGAAAUCUUGGCAAUACCUUCAAAGUAAUGGGCCACUUUGAUGAAGCGGUUAUGUGUUGUGAUCGUCAUUUAACAUUAGCCAGACAAUUGGGCGAUAAACUUUCCGAAGGUCGAGCCUUGUAUAAUUUGGGAAAUGUUUAUCAUGCAAAAGGUAAACACAUGGGCCAGAGGAAUCCAGGAGAUUUCGGUGAUGAUGUCAAAGAAGCUUUGACAAAAGCUGUGGAAUAUUAUCAGGAGAAUUUAAAAUUGAUGCGCGAGUUGGGAGAUCGAGGAGCUCAGGGCAGAGCCUGCGGAAAUUUGGGCAACACCUAUUAUCUAUUGGGUGAUUUUCAGGCAGCCAUUGAGCAUCAUCAAGAACGCUUACGAAUAGCCCGAGAAUUUGGUGAUAAAGCAGCCGAGCGGAGGGCCAACAGCAACUUGGGCAACUCACAUAUAUUUCUGGGACAAUUUGAAGAGGCUGCCGAUCAUUACAAACGAACUUUGGCUCUGGCCAUUGAAUUGGGUGAACGUGAAGUAGAGGCCCAAUCUUGCUAUAGUCUUGGUAAUACAUAUACGCUUUUGCGUGAAUUCGCCACCGCCAUCGAUUACCAUCAACGUCAUCUGGGCAUUGCUCAAGAGCUGGGCGAUCGCGUUGGUGAAGCACGUGCCUGCUGGUCGCUGGGCAAUGCACAUUCGGCCAUAGGCAAUCACGAAAAAGCUUUAAAAUAUGCUGAAUCACAUUUGCAAUUGGCCAAAGAAUUACAAGACCCGGUGGGAGAGAGUACAGCGCGGGUGAAUAUUUCGGAUUUACGUAAAUUGCUGGGAUUGCCCGAGGUGGCAGCAUCACCUGUCGAAGGUGAUGAUCGCUCAAGUAAUACUGAUUUGUCGCGUAGCAGUGAUGUGGCAUCGGAUGCAUCGGAUAACUCACAAGGACGUAUGGUUCGCGUGCGACGUCAAAGUAUGGAACAAUUGGAUUUAAUUAAAAUCACUCCCGAUGGCAAACGUCAACAGAAACAAGAUGGCAAUAAGUCACGUCCACCCAUGGCCAAAGCACAAGAUGAUGAUUUCUUUGAAUUGUUAUCUCGUUCGCAAUCAAAACGCAUGGAUGAUCAGCGUUGUUCGAUUAAAAUCAAUAAACACAGUCAUCAGGGUCCAAACGCCUCGGCUUCCUCUGUGCCAGCUGCUGCUGCAGCUGGAGGUGGUGCAGCAACACGCAAACCAUUGCAACAACACAAUUCGAUACAAAACAAUAGCACAGCCUAUGCCAAUGGGGGUGGUGGUGAAGCGGUUAGUGGGGGAGCUGUUGGUGGUCUACCAGGUCUGAAAACCAAUGCUAGCAAUAAUAAUGUGGCCAAUGCAACGUCAUCCACAACAUCCUCAUCGGGACAUCCACAGCUGAUGCGUAGUGCAACGGCCACCGAAAAAGUCGAUGAUGACUUUUUGGAUAUGUUAAUGCGUUGCCAAGGCUCCCGCCUAGAGGAACAACGCUCUGAAUUGCCCAGACCAAAUGUACUCAUUGAUGCUGAAGCACAACCACGCAGUAGACCUGCAGGACGGGGUACCACAGUGCCCGAUGAGGAUUUCUUUUCAUUGAUAAUGAAAGUACAAAGUGGACGCAUGGAAGAUCAGAGAGCAGCUAUACCCAUAACAAGGCGAGAUGGUCAUAAUGCCGCUGCUGGAGGAAGUGGUGGCAGCAACAGCAGCGCUGGCGCCAGUGUUGGUGGUAGUGGCUCUUCGAACAAGUAAUUUUUCAUAACACGUAGAUAGUCUUGUACGUAAUCCAAUCCUUCCCCCUCCUCUCCACUGGCCUCACUCGCGCUACCAGGCCCCAUUUGUAUCUCCAAAGUGAUUCCAUUUUAUUGUCAUACAACAAAAAAAAAAAAAAAGAAAAAAUUCUAAGCUAUAGAUCAGCUCCCUUAGUUUUGGUCGUUUCUUAAUUUUAUUUUAACUUUAUACAUUCAAUUAUUUAACAAUUCCACAUUAUUUAUUAGAGCAAAGCAAAUGCGUUAUAACCUAGUGUUACUUUCAAGUUGUAACAAAAUCUAUAAUAUUUAUAUAUAUAUUUGCACUUUAUUCUAUGUUUCUAAUAUUCGAAAUGAGAGUGUAAAGUGAAAUGAAAACUGGCAUUUAUCUAGGCGCAUUUCAUAUCAUUUCUCUAUGCAAUUACUUUUAACUCUAUCCAUCACUCCCGUAUACACCCUUUUUUACACAUCCUAUUUCUCAGAAUACACUGCUCCAUCAUAUUAUUGUAAUAACAAGAAGAAGAAGAAGAAGAAGAAAAACAAAAAAACAACACAAAUAUUUAUAUACUCCUUUUUAGAAUUUAUAUGAAAUUUACAACUUUUUCAAAGCAAAAGCAAAAUAUAUAUAUAUAUAUGGAAAAAAAACCAAAAAACAAAAUAUUCUUUUUCUAGUUAAAGAAAAACUAAAAUGAAAACAAAUCUUAGAUAAUAGUCAAACAAAAAGAAGGUCAGAACUUACACAAUUGCCCCAAAUAAGGAACUUCAUCCCUCCAAACAUUUGGAAGUGACUUUCUCACUCCCUCCCAGAAUAGUCACUUUUUAGGUCCUUUUGAAUGAUAGUUUGUAGAUAUUUCAUGAUUUGAAACAACAAAAUACAUUACUAUCGGAAUUCUGCCAUUCAUGUUCCGCUAAUUAGUUUCUCAUAAACAACUGUUAUUGUUUCAAAUUUAAAAAUAGAUUUUUUGUUGUUGUUUUGAACUCUAACUCAAAAAACACCACACAAGUGAAUAUAUGUUUACUUAGCCUCCUGUAAUGAAGAAAGGCGGGUAGCACAGAGGGAAAGCAUACGCCUCACAAUCGUAAGGUUGGCUGUUCAAAUCCCAGUCAGGGAAAAUCUUUGCAAAUAAAAUCUUCGACUUUAAACUCGAUUCGAAAAAGACAUAAAUUAGAAAGAGAAAUAAAAAUAAGGCUCACUCUAACUGGUAAAAAAAACAUCAGGCCAAAAAAAAAAAAAAUAUUUAUUUUUAUUAAUGACGUCGAUAAUCGAAUUUAAACUUUUUUUUAGUCCCUAUUUAGUCACUCAUGGGUAUAUAUCGCCAAGUGGCACGUUUUCUCCCGUACCGAGACACUAAUUAGUGUAAAAAAUGAUAUCGCCUGAGAUUGUUUUUAACUUCCUUGAGUGCAGAUUUAGUAACUCGCACGAUAGAAAAUGUUUGGAGGGGUAUACAGCAUAGCCACUACACACAUACAUACAUACAUACGUUCUCUAAUUAACUCUAAACAAAACAUUUACAUAACAGUAAACAAACAACAAACAAAAAGAAGAUGAAUAAACCAAACCAAAAAAAAAAAAAUGCAAACAAAAAACGAAACAAAAACCCUAAAGGGAUGUAAAAAGGUCAAGAAAUAUAAUUGAUUGACCUUUUAUAUCAUUUCUACUCGAAACAAACUAAAGAAAGGUUAUAUCAAUGUGACUUCCAUAUAGUUCUCUUUUUCUAUUAAAAACAAAAA
This is a messenger RNA of Stomoxys calcitrans (stable fly), 4087 nucleotides long. RefSeq names its product G-protein-signaling modulator 2 (gene pins). NCBI's taxonomy places the organism in Eukaryota, Metazoa, Arthropoda, Insecta, Diptera, Muscidae. The transcript has 4 exons. Bases 285 to 2360 code for a protein of 691 amino acids. The record is from RefSeq and is a predicted model, not a curated record. Gene Ontology annotation, molecular function: GTPase regulator activity; protein binding.